AUGACUCUGGCCUUCAAAACUCACCCCCUCCACCACCGUCUUAUGACCCUGGCCUUCAAACCUCACCCCCUCCACCACCGUCCUAUGACCCUGGCCUUCAAACCUCACCCCCUCCGCCACCGUUCUAUGUCCCUGUCUUUCAAAACUCACCCCCCUCCGCCACCGUUCUAUGUCCCUGCCUUUCAAAACUCACCCCCUCCGCCACCGUUCUAUGUCCCUGUCUUUCAAAACUCACCCCCUCCGCCACCUUCCUAUGACCCUGGCCUUCAAAACUCACCCCCUCCACCUGCUCAUGACUCCCCAACAUUGCCAAACCUAAGUCCUCCUCCUUACCAGUCCUCCGAUGAGGGCUGUUUGAUGUUGUGCAGGGACACUUGCUCGAACAGCGACGUGGACUGUUUAAGAGGAUGUUCUUCUGUGUGCAGUGGCCCUAAUCCUAAGCCUACAAAUUUUGAUAAGUGUACACUUCCCUGCAAGCAUCCCAUGCCCUAUACCGCUGCUGAUUUUGAAAAAUGGACGCGCGAUAGACUUCAUGAUUUGCCGUAA
This is a messenger RNA of Prunus armeniaca (apricot), 546 nucleotides long. The record is from the annotation of a GenBank genome assembly. NCBI's taxonomy places the organism in Eukaryota, Viridiplantae, Streptophyta, Magnoliopsida, Rosales, Rosaceae.